GAUAUAUCUGUUACGCAUUAUGCUUUCUGGACUGGGAGAGUAUCGCGCAGUCAACAUCAUGAUCACAUUAUCGAACAAAAACCACAAAUCCAAUCCAAGUUUCCAAAAGAAUUUCGGAAUUAAUUAAAAUUGAAGUCCAAGCAAAACCCAAUUUGAUUUCGAGCUGAAUCCGCUAUUUAAGCUGCUAGAUGGGUCUGUGAGCUCUCACCAGAUCAUCACAACCUUCCCUUUCCCUUUCAGCCUAUUUCUCCUCCAAUCAUUACUCCGAUCAUCCUCAGAGACGAUGGAUAUGGCGAUGAGGAGAGCUGCUUCCUCUGCUGUCAGGGCUCUGACUGCUUCAUCAGGGGUCAACUCCUUCAAUCGUCACCUCAGUUCUGCUCCUGAGAGCAAGAAGAUUGUGGGCGUGUUCUACAAGGCCAAUGAGUACGCCUCAAAGAAUCCCAAUUUCGUGGGCUGCGUCGAGAAUGCUCUUGGCAUUCGUGAUUGGCUCGAGUCACAGGGCCAUAAGUACAUCGUCACCGACGACAAAGAGGGAGCCAAUUGCGAGCUCGAGAAGCACAUUCCGGACCUCCAUGUCCUCAUCACCACUCCCUUCCACCCUGCCUACGUAACUGCAGAGAGGAUAAAGAGGGCGAAAAAUCUACAGCUCCUCCUCACUGCUGGGAUCGGGUCCGACCACAUCGACUUAAAAGCCGCUGCAGAAGCUGGACUCACAGUGGCAGAAGUCACUGGAAGCAACGUGGUCUCAGUGGCCGAGGAUGAGCUCAUGAGGAUCCUAAUCCUUGUCCGCAACUUCCUUCCAGGAUACCACCAGGUCAUCAAUGGAGAUUGGAACGUGGCUGGAAUCGCCUAUCGGGCCUAUGAUCUUGAAGGGAAGACUGUUGGAACUGUUGGUGCGGGAAGGAUCGGUAGACUUCUGCUCCAGAGGUUGAAGCCCUUCAAUUGUAACCUCCUUUAUCACGAUCGGCUCAAGAUCAGCCCAGAGUUAGAGAAAGAGACUGGUGCUAAGUUCGAGGAGGAUCUCGACAAGAUGCUUGCUAAGUGUGACAUAAUUGUCGUCAACACCCCUCUUACUGAGAAAACAUGGGGGAUGUUCAACAAGGAGAGAAUCUCUAAGCUGAAGAAGGGAGUCUUAAUCGUGAAUAACGCGAGAGGAGCAAUCAUGGACACGCAAGCAGUUGCUGAUGCUUGUGCCAGCGGACACAUUGCAGGUUAUAGCGGUGAUGUUUGGUACCCGCAACCUGCUCCAAAGGACCAUCCAUGGAGAUACAUGCCGAACCAAGCCAUGACCCCUCAUAUCUCUGGUACCACCAUCGAUGCUCAGCUUCGAUAUGCGGCGGGAGUGAAGGACAUGCUCGAUAGGUACUUCAAAGGUGAUGACUUCCCCGAGCAACAUUACAUCGUCAGGAAGGGCGAGCUUGCCAGUCAAUACCGAUAAACAAACUUCUAGGAUCGUUUGCCGGGACGAGGAAUGUUGCAUCGGGCCUUAAUAUGAGUUAAAAACUGCCAUGUUAGGCUUGUGGUAAUAAAUUGCUCAUAGGCCCCGAGCAAGCAGUUGUUGGCAGUGGUAAUUGUGUAGUUUACUGCUUUUGGUUAUCAUUAUAUUCACCUGUCCUAAAUUUGUGUUCUGUCCAGGCUACACUCGUUCCUUGCCGGCUGUAAUCCUUUGAUCAAAUCUAAUAAAUGGUCAUUUGUUUGAAACA
Punica granatum (pomegranate) is the source of this 1703-nucleotide messenger RNA. The record is from RefSeq and is a predicted model, not a curated record. Lineage: Eukaryota; Viridiplantae; Streptophyta; Magnoliopsida; Myrtales; Lythraceae.